AUGUCAGAAGCUCGUUUGCGCAGAGUGCAGAAGGAGAUAUCAGACUGCCAGAAGGAUAAGCUCACCCGCAUCACCCUCACGCCGAUUGACAACUCCCCUUUCCACUUGGUCGGCGCAUUUGAUGGACCCUCCGGCACCCCUUACGAAGGCGGGCGAUACGAGGUUGACGUCGUCGUUCCUGAUAGCUACCCAUUCCAACCGAUCAAGAUGAAGUUCAUCACUAAGGUGUACCACCCGAAUAUCAGCAGUGCCAGCGGAGCGAUAUGUCUUGAUAUCCUGAAAGACGCUUGGUCACCGGUUCUCACUCUCAAAUCUACGCUCAUCUCCCUCCAAUCUCUCCUCUGCGAUCCUCAACCCAAUGACCCGCAAGACGCCGAAGUAGCGAAGCACUACCUCACAUCACGCCAGGGCUUCGAGCAGACGGCGAGGCAUUGGGCGCAGGCGUAUGCAGGGGCACCGGUUACUUCUAGCGGAGGGGAGGACAGCAAGAAGGGCGAGAAGGGGUCGAAAGUUGACCUGGUCGCUCUUGCCGGCCUGGAAGAGAAGCAUGUUGCUAAAUUCGAGAAUAUGGGCUUUGAGCGGGGGAAGAUCAUCGAUGUGCUCAAACGGCUCAAUUACAGGGGCGCGAACGUAGCCAAGGUGAAUGAUGAGAGGGUCGUCGAGGAACUCCUCAAGUAAGCUAUAGCAGAGACGCCUUGUAUGCGCCAAGGGAGGAAGGCGACAGGAGGAAGGACAUACGAGGUAACCCUCCUGUUCGGCAAGGACACGCUUAUAGCAUGACCCACUGUAACGACCAAUAUUAUCAAUGCAGAGUUCUUCAAUCGU
Molecule: messenger RNA, 825 nt
Organism: Dacryopinax primogenitus
Lineage: Eukaryota; Fungi; Basidiomycota; Dacrymycetes; Dacrymycetales; Dacrymycetaceae
Exons: 4
Coding region: 1-678 (225 amino acids)
Biological process (GO): proteasome-mediated ubiquitin-dependent protein catabolic process; protein polyubiquitination
Cellular component (GO): nucleus
Molecular function (GO): protein binding; ubiquitin conjugating enzyme activity
Source: RefSeq, a predicted model, not a curated record